CGGAAGUGAGGCAGCGCGCAUGCGCGUUAAGACGCCCGGCGGCGGGAGUCAGGCUCUUUUUCGCAUGUGACUCGAAGUCAGGUCUAGUAGAAGACUGUGAAUCCCAACGGCAGAGUUACCGUAGUUUUCAGCAGGCUUCUAUCAAACUACCAAACCAUGAAUACAGAAGACAGCUAUGAUGCUUUGGAUCCUGAAAAACUAAUUCAGUGCCCCUAUGACAAAAGCCAUCAAAUCAGGGCUUGUAGGUUCCCCUAUCACCUUGUCAAGUGUCGAAAGAACCAUCCUGGGAUUGUGGAACAGCUGGUCACUUGCCCAUUUAAUGCUCGUCAUCAGGUGCCCAAGGAACAGAUCAGCCAACACAUAUCAAGCUGUGAUGACAAACGAUGCAUCGAGCAGGACAUCGCAAGUCAAGCAGAGAAUAAAAGAAAAGUUAAUGUGAUAAGUUCAUGGCAGUCUCCUCCAUGUGAAGAAGACUGGGACAAAGAUAUAGCAAACCAAUCAGACUCUACUUUCGUUUGGGGCACAAGCUGCUCUGCAGUGAACAGUCCAAGAGCCAACCCAAUAAUACGACAUAGGAGCCAUCUAGCUUCAGGUCUGCGAGCUCCUAGAACUUUGCCUUUCAUUCUGCCAUGGAAGAACUAUGCUGAAAAUUGAAGGCCAUGGCAAAAACUGUUCCUUCCAUUGGCUCUCAAGUAUUCAUUAUCUACUCUUAGAAAGAUUGAAAUGCCAGCAAAGACACUGAUGCCAAGCUGUUUUCCUGUUUGAGGUUAUAAAACUAAAAGAAUUCAGGCUCUUAACUGCAUGUGUGCCAGUUAACAAUAUAGUUGCCAACAGCGUGUUGUUUAAUUGUUAUUAUGGAUAUAGAAGCUCACUCCUAAAAGGCUAGUAAAACAAAGGAACUUGGUGUAAAAGCAAGGAAGAAGAGUAGGAGAAAUUUCCAGACAAUGAAAAUCGUUUACUGUAGGAUUGAGGACUCUAUAGCUUUCUAGAUGUUGAGGUAUAAUUCCUAACAUUCCUUGUCAUUGACAAUGCCAGCUGCAGUUCCCAGAAAUUGGAAUCCAGCAACAUUUGGAAAACCACAUAUUUUCUACCCCAGUUAAAUGCCUUGAUAUGGUGAGUCAUGAUUCAUCCCCAUUUCCAAGAUAGCACACAAACAAAUCUGUUUCUUAGCACACAAACAAAUCUGAUGGUACAAUUCUGAGUUAGUUAGUUUUCUGAUUUAUGACAUAUUGUUGGUCCGUGCUUUUUGUUAGCUUAUUUUAUAGAGUCAGGGAGCACUGCAGAGUCGCCUUAUAGGGGAGAUGGGCAGCAUAAAAAAUAAAAUUGUUUUACUUGUAUUCUUUACACCUUUGUAGAUGUAAAAAGCUGUAUUUUGGUAUAUUCAGAUAUAUUUUGACAAAUGUGAUGGCCCCUCUUACAAAUUUUGGGAUUUGUAUUUGAAGGGAAAUGAUAACAUCAGUUGCUUGAAUAAAGAUUUACAGUUUAUUUGAA
Molecule: messenger RNA, 1491 nt
Organism: Crotalus tigris (Tiger rattlesnake)
Lineage: Eukaryota; Metazoa; Chordata; Lepidosauria; Squamata; Viperidae
Product: gametocyte-specific factor 1-like
Exons: 8
Coding region: 157-654 (165 amino acids)
Source: RefSeq, a predicted model, not a curated record